GCCACAGCUAAUCAUCAUCAGCAGCAGCACAAGCUGGCAAAAUGCUGGCGUUCUUAAAGUCCCUAGAUAAUUUUUUUAGCAGAAAAUCUAGGGACUUUAGGCGUUCAAUGUUGCGUGAGUAUGCGUGAGCAACUGUCGCAUCUUACGAGCUUACGUUACUUACGUUGAGCCCCGCCGCAAAACGCGAGCGAAGUUGCGAUGAGCGGUACUAGUAGUGAUGCCAGCACUGAUGCCAGUGCCACCACGAUUGCGUCGAUCGCCGAGCCGCAUCACCAGCACGAAGAUAGCACGUCAAGAGUCGAACACAGAGGGAAUGCCGAUGUUCGGUUUUACCUCGAGUCCAUACUUCCACAGAGCGACGACUCCGUGCCGCUGACGGCAGCCCUCGAACUGCUACGAAAGGAACUGAAGUGGCACCAGCUAAGUUCCACAGAGGUACUGAAUGCUUGCUUCGAGACAGCUGGCCGGUUGAACUUUCAAGUUAAGGAGGGUCAAGUUGUCAUUUGCCGCGGCAAAGCGCCUUCGUUGCCGUCAUCUGCGUAUGGCGAGCCAUCUACGCGGAAACCCGUGUGCACCGACGUCAGCGUGGUACAACCACUGCCCCACACCUUGGAUGGCGAGUUCUUCCCCGUUGUUGUGCGGCACAUAGUUAGUCCCGAAGCCAUCUUCGUAAACCUCGCCGGCGACUUGGGCGACCAGUUGGCGAUGUUGCAUAAAGUAAUGAACUUGUUCUACUCUCCGCCUGGCAAGGGGGGAACGGGCGGGGAGAAGAUAGCGGCGCAGGACUUGGUUGCUGGCGCCUUGUGCGCUUACCAGCACGUGGACACGUCUGGUUCCGGAGCGGACAGGUGGUGCCGUGGAGUUGUCACGGGUGUCCACCAAAACGGCAUGAUCAAAGUCACGGAUGUCGACAGCGGUGUGAAAACCCUGAAACCGCGCACCAGCUUGCGCCAGCUCGCCUCGCAUUUCUGUAUGCUACCACGGCAAGCCAUAACCGUACGGCUAUAUCGGCUACGGCCUGCCUACGGAGAGUUAUGGGGUCUGGAGACGUGUACUAGGUUGGCAGAGUUGGUCUGGGGCGUGACGGUCAUGUGCCAACUUGUCGACUAUGUAGAUGGCAUGCCUGCUGUUAUCAUGUGCAAUACAAAUGGCCCGGAGGACAUCUUUACGAGUAAUGUACUCAUUAAAGAACGCCUGGCAAUUCCAGCCUGAUGACGAAGAAUAACAUAUUCAGUUGGUAGAAUACAGACUUCAUUGACUGUAGAGUUCUGCUACCACAGUGAUAUGUAAGACAGUCUGUGUCACUUUUUUUCCCUGCAGUGUACGCGCCCUCUGUUAACUUUGUUUGGUCACACCGUGCAUGUGUAAUGCAUUGUCUUGGUUAUGUCAUCUGAAGUAAUUUAAAAUUGCUCUAGAAUAAUUCAGUUCCUUUGCAAGGUCAUAACUAAACAACUAAAAUUCAACUGGCAAUGUUAUCACACUUUUGUUCUCACGAGUUAUUUUCCCAUUGCACAUUUACAUUAUUUUGUUAUGAGCUGUAUGCUGCAAAGCCUGCACGUUGUUUUUUAAUGGCGUAUGUAGUAUUUUACCCAUUUUUGACUUGUGUAAAAGCUAUUUCUUUUCAUUGUUAUGUUCAGUUUGUCAACACCUUGCAACAAAGUUAUGUGUUGCCAUCUUGAGCUUGUCAACCACCUUGCAAAAAAAUAAAGAAUUCACUUGCAAAGU
Dermacentor silvarum is the source of this 1725-nucleotide messenger RNA. RefSeq lists its product as uncharacterized. Lineage: Eukaryota; Metazoa; Arthropoda; Arachnida; Ixodida; Ixodidae. The record is from RefSeq and is a predicted model, not a curated record. Gene Ontology annotation, biological process: spermatogenesis. The transcript has a single exon. Bases 199 to 1212 code for a protein of 337 amino acids.